AUGCACAACAUCUUUACCAACACGAGCGGCACCUCAUCCCGCGUCUCCAUGCCGCCCCUCGCCUCGUUUCUCCCUAGCAUUCUCCAGCCGCAAUAUCGCGAUCUUCCCCCUCCCAUCGGCCCGAUUUCCAACCGCCCCUCCAGACCCUUCACGGCUGCUCCACUCAACCCCCCCAAACUCUAA
Messenger RNA from Plenodomus lingam JN3, 183 nucleotides. Lineage: Eukaryota; Fungi; Ascomycota; Dothideomycetes; Pleosporales; Leptosphaeriaceae. The record is from RefSeq and is a predicted model, not a curated record.